UUUCCUCCAAAAGAGAAGAGACAAGUCACUUUGCCUUCUGAUUACUUGAUAUUGGAAGUGAGCGAUUUAAGUUAAGCCAACAAGAUCCCCAGUUUCCCCUAAUUAGGCGCCACCGGCAACCUUCUGGAACCAAACGUCCCACUUGUCAGGAACAAUAGCCAUUAUCCCAAAAGGACCGCGACCCUCUAGAUCCCAAGGUCUCUCUCCUCUUGCCCCGGUUUGCAUCGAUUAUUGUCGCCAUUUGAUCUGGAAGUGAUUUUAUCGUUCUUUCUUUUUGGCCGUUACGGGUCCUGAGGCCAGAGACAUCUAUCUAUCCUACUGGGAUUCAUUACUACUUGAUCAUCAGUGUUAGACGUCGUUCGUCUUCCUUUUGCCAGCCAUGACCGAAGUGUCGUCCACACGACUUUAUCUCGGGAAUCUUCCCCGCAAUGUUACCAAACAGGAUAUCGAAGAACAUUUUAGCACCCAUGGCUCCGGAAAAAUCACGGAGAUCAAGCUGAUGAAUGGUUUCGGAUUUAUCGAAUACGAAGAUGCGAUGGAUGCGAGAGAUGUCGUACCAGCGUUCCAUGGCAGCGAUUUCAAAGGCGAGCGACUCACUGUGCAAUUCGCGCGGGGGCCACGUCGCAAGGAGAAUUUCCCUGGUCCAAUGGACCGUCCCAAUAUGCCCCGUCCCCGUCGCACGGUCUACCGUAUGAUUGUUUCUGGGCUCCCGGAAACAAGUUGGCAGGACCUAAAAGAUUUCGCACGUGGAGCCGGACUUGAUGUCGUUUACUCGGAAACUGGCCGUGAACUUGGUAGAGGGUUCGUUGAAUUUGAGACUGCAAACGAUCUGAAGACUGCCAUCGAGAAGCUCGAUGGCCGUGAUUUCAAAGGCUCCAGAGUGAGCUGCGUGGCAGAUAUCCAGCCUGCUGAUGAGCGCCCUUUCCGUGAUCCUUACCGGUCUCGGUCCCCUCGCCGGAGCUAUCCACCUGUAGAGGAGUACGACCGAAGAUUCCCUCCACCUCGGGGUUACAGUCCCCGUGCGCACUACCGGGAACGCUCCCCUGUUCCACUCCGCCGGGAGUAUUAUGACCGUGAUGGUUAUGGACGUCGUACUCCUCCCCGUCCUCGCAUUGAUGAUUAUCCACCCCCACGUCGACCCUAUGAUGACCCAUAUGAUGUCCGUCCGCCGCCGCCACCUCGGUAUGAUGAUCCCUAUAUGCCACCAAGGCCUUACGGACGCCCUCGGAGCCCCCCUCGGGGCGAAUAUGUUCCAUAUGACCGCCGUGGCUACUGGUAAAUACCUGUCUCUUGUGAUUUGGUUGUCUUGAAUGCAUGGCGGAUACCCACUGUGCUUUGUGUUUGAUCCCCUUUCUUAUGUCCCCUUUCUUAUGUCCCCUUUGUACUUGCUUUGUUACCCCCCGCUUUGCCUAAGGAAUCGGUUGCGGUCCAGGCCCGCCAUUCUUUCCCGGACUGGACGUACCGAAAGGUGCGAUGCUUAUUGUGGAAAAGCUUCCGUUUAUUGCUUGACGUGAGGACGAUCUCUGAGGCCCCUGAUCAC
Molecule: messenger RNA, 1540 nt
Organism: Aspergillus alliaceus
Lineage: Eukaryota; Fungi; Ascomycota; Eurotiomycetes; Eurotiales; Aspergillaceae
Product: putative pre-RNA splicing factor Srp2
Exons: 8
Coding region: 380-1279 (299 amino acids)
Cellular component (GO): ribonucleoprotein complex; cytoplasm; nucleus
Molecular function (GO): mRNA binding
Source: RefSeq, a predicted model, not a curated record